Hydractinia symbiolongicarpus is the source of this 1448-nucleotide messenger RNA. Its product is annotated as probable ATP-dependent RNA helicase DDX47. The transcript has 15 exons. The record is from RefSeq and is a predicted model, not a curated record. Gene Ontology annotation, molecular function: RNA helicase activity; ATP binding; nucleic acid binding. Bases 46 to 1416 code for a protein of 456 amino acids. Lineage: Eukaryota; Metazoa; Cnidaria; Hydrozoa; Anthoathecata; Hydractiniidae.
CGGUUACGUAUUUUAUAACCUCGUUUGUUUUGAUUUUGAUCGCACAUGAUCAUACUAGCAAAUAUGGCUGAAGGUAACAUCGACGAAUCGAAUUUUGAAGAUUUGGGGAUCAAUGAAGUGUUAUGUCAAGCUUGUACAAGACUCGGUUGGAAAAGUCCAACAAAAAUACAAAAAGAGGCUAUUCCAGUUGCAUUAGAAGGAAAAGACGUCAUAGCAUUGGCAGAGACUGGCUCUGGCAAAACAGGUGCAUUUGCUUUGCCUGUUCUACACACAUUACUGGAAAAUCCACAAAGGCUCUAUGCUUUGGUUUUAACACCAACUCGGGAAUUGGCAUUUCAAAUAUCAGAACAAUUCGAGGCGCUUGGUUCAUCAAUUGGAAUCAAAUGUGCUGUUAUUGUUGGUGGAAUAGAUAUUAUGACACAGAGCCUUGCACUGACGAAAAAGCCACACGUGAUUAUAGCCACGCCUGGACGCCUGGUUGAUCAUUUAGAAAACACAAAAGGAUUUAACUUACGGUCGUUAAAAUAUUUAAUAAUGGAUGAAGCUGAUAGGAUACUCAACAUGGACUUCGAAGAGGAGGUUGAUAAAAUUUUAAAAGUUCUCCCGAAAGAAAGACACACGUAUUUAUUUUCAGCCACAAUGACAAAAAAAGUUCAAAAGUUACAAAGAGCUUCACUGCAAAAUCCUGUGAAGGUUGAAGUCUCCACCAAAUUUCAAACUGUGGAAAAACUGCAACAAAGUUAUAUAUUUAUCCCAAAUAAAUUCAAGGACUGCUAUUUGGUUUCCAUCAUGAACGAUCUGGCUGGCAAUUCUUUUAUGAUCUUUUGUGGAACUUGUAAUAACGUUCAAAGAAUCUGUUUACUUUUGCGCCAUCUUGGUUUUCAUGCAAUACCACUGCACGGCCAAAUGAGUCAGUCGAAGCGGCUUGGAGCUUUAAAUAAAUACAAAUCAAAAACACGUACUAUAUUGGUGGCCACUGAUGUUGCUAGUCGUGGUUUGGAUAUACCUCAUGUGGACAUCGUGAUCAACUUUGAUAUUCCUACCCAUUCAAAGGAUUAUAUACAUCGAGUCGGAAGAACAGCUCGAGCUGGAAGAUCUGGAAGAUCAAUCACAUUUGUAACCCAAUACGAUGUUGAAUUGUAUCAACGCAUCGAGCAGCUAAUUGGAAAAAAGUUGCCUUUACACCCCAUGGUUGAAGAAGAGGUUAUGCUAUUAGUUGAACGAGUAACCGAGGCACAACGAUAUGCAAAACUGGAGUUGAAAGAAAUGCAUGACAGCAAGAAACGAUCGAUCGAUAUCGACGAUGAAAGCGCUUCAUCCACUGUGGAGGGUUUGACGAAAAAAAUGAAACAAGAUCAAGAUCAGAAGAGAAUAAAGAAAGGAAGCAAAUUUAAAAAGAAGUUUGGAAAGAGAUAACAUAUUUUCAGAAUAUAUAUUUGUCAAAAAAA